Penicillium crustosum is the source of this 978-nucleotide messenger RNA. Its product is annotated as isopenicillin N synthase family dioxygenase. Gene Ontology annotation, molecular function: dioxygenase activity. The record is from RefSeq and is a predicted model, not a curated record. Lineage: Eukaryota; Fungi; Ascomycota; Eurotiomycetes; Eurotiales; Aspergillaceae. The transcript has 3 exons. Bases 1 to 978 code for a protein of 325 amino acids.
AUGGAGACGACUGUUGCUACCAUUGAUUUCGACUCUUUUGAUCACGGUUCAGCGGAUGAGAAGAAAAUCGUUGGCAACGCAAUUGCAGAGGCUUUUCGUCGUCAAGGAUUCUUGAAACUUGUCAACCACGGAAUUCCCCGCCAUACAAUCGAAGAGCUUUUUCGAUGGAGUGAACGCUUCUUUGCCCUCCCCGAUGCUAUCAAAGCCAAGGCGCCCCAUCCCCCCAACCCGAUACCCAAUCGGGGAUACAGCGGCGUCGGAUUGGAAAAUACGUCUAUUCAUGGAAGCCAGGAAAAUAAGGUGACAUUGAUUGACCUAAAGGAAUGUUUUGACCAAGGGGCGGAAGAUGACCGGCUCUACGCCAACAUCUGGUUGCCUGAAGAUGAUCUCCCAGGCUUCCGAAGCUUUAUGGAGGAGUAUUACCGCAUUGCAUACCAAUGCCAGCAGCGCAUUCUGGCUGCGCUCGAACUCGGGCUUGGGAUGGCCCCAAAGACCCUCACUGGUCGGCACAGCCGCGCCGAGAAUGAGCUGCGGCUGACACACUAUCCCCUGGUGCCAGUGAAGCAGCUUCGCGGUGGCAACUGCACACGCAUUUCCGAGCAUACAGAUUUUGGGACGAUUACCCUGCUAUUUCAAGACGCAGUCGGCGGUCUGGAGAUCGAAGAUCCGCUGCAACCAGGGCGGUAUCGACCGAUCGAGUCGACCGCGCUGGAUGAGAUGAUCGUGAACCUGGGAGACUGUCUACAGCAUUGGACCAAAGGCCAACUCCGGUCCACGCGCCAUCGAGUACACAUUGCGCAGUCCGACCUAGACGCCGACCCGAACGCUAUCCUUGCGGAGCGCUUCUCCGUCGCCUACUUUGCCAAACCCAAUCGCUCGUGCUCCAUUCAAUCCCUGGCAGCAGAAUGUCCGCCAGGGGAGCAGACGGUGGGGGAUUUUUUGUUGCAGCGAUCAUCUACCACAUAUGGAUAUGCUUAA